Molecule: messenger RNA, 2067 nt
Organism: Amphibalanus amphitrite
Lineage: Eukaryota; Metazoa; Arthropoda; Thecostraca; Balanomorpha; Balanidae
Exons: 1
Coding region: 382-1842 (486 amino acids)
Molecular function (GO): protein binding
Source: RefSeq, a predicted model, not a curated record
AGGCGGCAGUCUGACAGUUGACUCAGAAGGCCCGACUCAGUGCGGUUGACACCGCAGUUGACAGAUGGUUGACAGUCUUCCAUAAACAGUGACGUAUGGUUGGUUGCUGUCGUGCAUUUUGUAAGUGUUUUGGCUGCUGUCAUCCAGUGUAAACAAAGUUUCUACAAUAUCGACCAGUUUUAUUUGGCAGUGCGCUACUGUGUUCAUCAAGAUGGUCAAAGGAAUUGUUCUUUUUGUUGAACUGAACGUGGCUUCCUCAACUUAGUACGAUUGCGAUAGUACGAAGAGUAGAAGAGCAGGAGGCUGCAGGGUGGAAGAGCUCCAGCCUCCAACCAGCGCACUCAGCCAGCGUCAGCAUUACUCUGCCAUCUAGCACACCUCAUGAGUCACACAGGUGACCUGAUGUCGGCUGGUGUCGUCCAGCUGCUAGAUGACCUGGCUGCCCUGGCCGAAAAUGAAGACUUGGCAGACAUCGUCUUCCUUGUCGGGCCACAGGAGGAGCGAGUGUUUGCCCACUCCUUGAUCCUGAAGACGAGGUGCCGCAGUUUCCAGCGCACCGAUCGUAAGGAGGUCUGCCAGAUCGCCGGAAGCACCGUCACCACCGGCUCUCAGGGUUCCCUGACGGUGAUCAAGCUGCCCGCCUACCGGCCAGAGGUCUUCAAGCAGGUCAUCAUCUACAUCUACACGGGUCGGGUGUCUCUCUCCGUGGACACGGCUCCCGAGCUGCUCGCCGCCGCGGCCGCUCUCGGCCUGGAGUCUCUCCGGCAGCACUGCCACCAACAUAUCGCCGAUAGUCUGUCGGCCGCCAACGCGUGCGCCCUUCUGGCCGCCGCGGUGCGCCUCCAAGAUGCCACAGGUAGCGAGGACGGGUCGCUGAUCGACAAAUGUCUCUCAUAUAUCGGACAGCGUGCAGCGGAGUGUGUACAGACUGCCGGCUUCCUGAAUUUACCCAGAAAAGCCAUGAUCAGGCUCAUCUCCUCGGAGCAGCUCGCUCUGGACGAGGAGUCUGUGUGGCGUGCUGUGCUCGCCUGGGCCAAACAUGGUGCCGGCGUGACAAGACCGGCGCCCCAGUGGAGCGACGAAGAGCGCACACGCGUCUGCGCCCACAUGAGCGGCGUCAUCAACCACGUGAAGCUCCUUCUGAUCGACAGUCAGGUGUUUGCCGACGAGGUCGAGCCUACUGGCGUCGUUCCCAUGGAGCUCAGCCUGGAGCGCUACCGUUUCGCCGCCCUGCCGGACAAAUUCCGCCGCGAACGGGUGGCGGAGGACCGGCGUCUGCAGCCGCGGCUCAGUGGCCACCUGUUCACGGGCUCCCGGCUACUGACCGGUCCAUCGGCGGGCCGGCUGCAGCAGCUGCUCUCGCAGUGGUACGGGGACACCGGUCAGCGCUGGAGACUGCUCUACCGAGCCUCCGAUCACGACCACAGCGCUCAGGAGUUCCACCGGCUCUGUGACGGCGUGGCCCCCACCUUCACCCUGUGUCUGGGUGAAAGUGGACAGCUCUGUGGUGGGUUCAGCGACGUGGCCUGGGUGCAGAGUGGCGCGAGGGGGCGCUACAUCCAUUCAGACUCGGCGUUCCUCUUUACGCUCGUCAACCAUCAGAACGUGCCACCCACGAGAUUUCCCGUGAAGAAGCGAAUGUACGCCAUAUGUUACCACCCUCAGUGUGGUCCGAUCUUCGGCGCCGGAGCCGACCUGUGCAUUUCUGACCGUUGUGACUCGACCGGAGAGAGCUACUCUAAUCUGCCACACUCGUACGAUGGUGAUGGUGCCUCUUCGGCACUUCUGUUCGGCGACUACAACUUCAACGUAGCUGACUAUGAGGUGUUCACUGUGGCCUGAACAGACUGUGAGGUGUUCACUGUUCAGUGUUCACUGUGGUAUUUUUUUACUUUUAUAUCGCGCUGCUACUACCGUGCUGGUGACAUUUUAUCAAUUUGACCUACCUAUCCGUCCGUGUAAGUGUAUGUUCUAACCCGAACGUCCGUCCAUCACUUCAUAUCAUUGACGAGAGGUGGUAAAUAGCCACAAGCACUGUGGAUCGCCUUAAUAAAUGUCUAUGCCUUU